UGGAAGACGUACUGUGCAGGUGAGCCGGAGGCGGCGGCGGCGGCGACGACGGGCCAGUGGGACGUUCGAGUUGUGGGGGGAUGGGGUACGCGCGGACGGUGAAGGCGGCUACGGCAGCUGCGGCGGCGGUGCUGGUGGCGUUCGGGGUGCGGCUGGUGGCGCCGGCGGCGGCGGGGUUCGUGACGGACGAGCUGCCGCGGGCGCAGGCGGCGGCGGCCACGUGGCUGACACCGCCGUACCUGUACCUCGUCAUCAACGCCAUCAUCUUGUCCAUCGCGGCGUCGUCGCGGUUCCAGCCUAACCGCCCGUGGGCAUCGGCCUCCGCCGCGGCGGCCGCUGACGACGCGCCGUUAGUGCGGCCGGCUCCGGUCGCGGUGCCCGCUCCGGUGGUGACGACGAUGGCGAUGGAGGUGCCCGUCGUGCCGGUACCGGAGGUGCUGGCUCCAGAGCUCAUUCCCGUAGAGGAGGUGACAGUGCCGGAGGUGAUGAAGACGGCGCCGGAGGUGGAGGAGACGGAGGAGAACUUCACGAUCUCGAGGUCCACAUGGAGGCCGCGGCGGAGGAGCACCGAGGUGGAGGUGGAGAACGAGGUUUCACCGUUCGCGGACCUGACGAACGAGGUGUCACCGUUCGCGGACCUGACGAACUCGGGGGAGAAACCGCUGGUGUCUGCUCGAAUCGGCCGGAAGCCGGCCAAGGCGAGCCCAGAAGGGAGCAGGGCGCUGGGCGUGUCGCGGCCGCGGAAGGAGCAGACGCUGGAGAGCACAUGGAAGGCCAUCACGGAGGGGCGGGCGCCGCCGCUGGCGCGGCACCUCAAGAAGUCGGACACCUGGGAGACCCGCCCCGGGCGCCGCCCGUCCGGCGGCGAGGACGCGCCCCCGCCGGCGACGGCGAUGCGGAAGGCGGAGACGUUCAACGAGGCGGGCGGGGGGAGGAAGGUGAGGCGGGAGCCGUCGCUGGGGCAGGACGAGCUGAACCGGCGGGUGGAGGCGUUCAUCAACAAGUUCAACAUGGAGAUGCGGCUGCAGCGGCAGGAGUCGCUCAAGCACUACAACGACAUGAUCAGCAGAGGCAGCAUCCAUUACUGACGUACACACCUCGACAGCAAGCUCCAUGGCGAUGGCAAGCAAGCGCUUGUUGUUUUUUUGGGUCGGUAGUUUUGGCUUUUCCUUUUUUUUUUCUUUCCCUUCAACUUUGAGUUGUGUAAGAAAUGGUUUUGUUCAAGAUGACAGUGAUAUUAAAAAGAAAGACAAUAUUGUUCAUAUUAGAGGUUAUUACAGAUUAGUGGAAACCACCCAAAUAUCUUGGGGGGCCUUGUGUAUGAAUUACUCACUAGCUAGCUUGGUUAUGGCAACAUGACUUCAUGAAACU
Messenger RNA from Oryza brachyantha (malo sina), 1371 nucleotides. RefSeq lists its product as uncharacterized. Lineage: Eukaryota; Viridiplantae; Streptophyta; Magnoliopsida; Poales; Poaceae. The transcript has 2 exons. The record is from RefSeq and is a predicted model, not a curated record. Bases 81 to 1088 code for a protein of 335 amino acids.